Molecule: messenger RNA, 1175 nt
Organism: Elgaria multicarinata webbii
Lineage: Eukaryota; Metazoa; Chordata; Lepidosauria; Squamata; Anguidae
Gene: FKBP7
Product: FKBP prolyl isomerase 7
Exons: 4
Coding region: 44-697 (217 amino acids)
Molecular function (GO): peptidyl-prolyl cis-trans isomerase activity; calcium ion binding
Source: RefSeq, a predicted model, not a curated record
ACAGAGCGAGCUCCCUUUGCAACCGAGCAGUCCGGCCGCCACGAUGCCUUUCGGCUCCAGGCUGUAUUUGGUCCUGCAGGCUCUCGCCCUCCUUCCCCUGCGGACCGAGGGGGCGUCCCCCGCGGACGAAGUUCAAAUCGAAGUCGUACACGUCCCCGAAAACUGCCAGUCCAAGAGCAAGAAGGGGGAUCUGCUGAAUGCCCACUAUGACGGGUACCUGGCCAGCGAUAAAUCCAAGUUUUAUUGCAGUCGAACACAAAAUGAUGGCCAUCCAAAAUGGUUUGUCCUUGGUGUUGGACAAGUAAUUAAAGGCUUAGAUAUUGCAAUGCUGAAUAUGUGCCCUGGAGAGAAACGGAAAGUGCUUAUUCCUCCUUCCCUGGCCUAUGGAGAGCAUGGAUAUGAACCAGCAAAGAUUCCACCGAAUGCGACGUUGAUCUUUGAGAUUGAACUGUAUGCAGUAACUCAAGGGCCUCGCAGUGUUGAAGCAUUUUCUAAAAUAGACGCGGAUAAUGACAAAAAGCUUUCGAAACAUGAGAUAAACCAUUAUUUGAAGAAAGAAUUUGAAAGAGAUGGCAAGAAACGCGACCCGUCGCUUCAUGAGGAUAUUUUGGUCGAUAUAUUUAAAAAGAACGACCAUGAUGGAGAUGGCUUCAUUUCUGCCAAAGAAUACAAUGUCUACCAACAUGAUGAGCUAUAACAGAGCAUGUGGCUAAAGGGUCUGAGUGUUGCUUUAUGGACAUCUGGCGUUCCCUCCCCUAUGCCUGGGGGGCUUCCACAAAUACUUCCCCAAUCCUCACUUCAGCAAGAUGCUGGCUGCUCCCAGAAUGCUGCCUAAUCUGUUGAACCCGACAUGAAAUUCUGCUUGCAGAGGAGCCCUGAGUACAACAUCAUCAUGAAGAUGGAGCUGUGAAUCUGGUACUAGAUCUGUAAACCAAGAAAACCACUUUGUAUGCCUCAGCCCAUUGAUUUCCCUGGGACUUACGCAUUAAGAGAUUUCAGGCAUACAUUUUGAAAUGGAAGUCAUGUUUUUUUAUGUCACAUGCCACACAUUUUGUAUACCUUUGUUGUGGUAGGUUUUUAUACUUUUUUUAAAAAUCAAGACUAAAAUUAGUUACAUUCCAAUAAUCAAGUGCAAAAGAAAUAAAAUGUGACAACGGGGAGCACAUGAUUCAUAA